This is a messenger RNA of Hemibagrus wyckioides, 2811 nucleotides long. RefSeq names its product nuclear receptor subfamily 1, group H, member 5 (gene nr1h5). Gene Ontology annotation, biological process: negative regulation of inflammatory response; bile acid signaling pathway; lipid metabolic process. Lineage: Eukaryota; Metazoa; Chordata; Actinopteri; Siluriformes; Bagridae. The record is from RefSeq and is a predicted model, not a curated record. The transcript is spliced from 11 exons. Gene Ontology annotation, molecular function: RNA polymerase II cis-regulatory region sequence-specific DNA binding; nuclear receptor activity; zinc ion binding. Bases 41 to 1654 code for a protein of 537 amino acids.
CAGUGUGUGUGUGUGUGUGUGUGUAUUUGGUGAGUGUUGGAUGUCAGAGGCUGGCCCUAUGUCAGCAUUACAAAUGUACGGGGAGUCAAAUCAAGAGGAUAUUGGAAGAGCCAACGCUGAGAACAUCAGAGCUGGUGCUGACGUGAACGUCUCUGCGAAGUUGGGGAAAUCAGCACUGGAGAUGAGAGAGUGGAUGGAUCCUGAGAUGGGCAUGAUGACCGGAGGCUACCUGUCUGGAGCAGACGCUUACGGCAUUGCAGAACCGCAGUACUAUGAUGUGCUGGUGGAUCCGUUGGGAUAUUCAUACCAGGAUCUUGAUCUACAGGCUUUUCCCUACAACCAGCAGCACUACAAUCCAGCUAACGUGCAAGUCUCUGUGUACGGACCCCCCAGCUCUCAACCAUGUACCCCAGCCUAUCCGUAUAGCCCGCAGUAUCCGGAGCCUCCAUGUCAAGCAGAUGUGGAACUGCUGCACGGGCAAACGAGAGGCAGCAUGGUUACAACCCCAGGCAUGAAGAGACCCCGACUGGGGCCUGGAGCUCGGGUUAAGGGUCAGGAUGAACUGUGUGUGGUGUGUGGGGACAAAGCUUCAGGAUACCACUACAAUGCUCUGACCUGUGAAGGCUGCAAAGGCUUCUUUAGGCGCAGCGUUACCAAGAAGGCUGUGUAUCGUUGUAAGAGUGGUGGCAGCUGUGAGAUGGACAUGUACAUGCGUCGCAAGUGUCAAGACUGCCGACUGCGCAAGUGCAGAGCCGUCGGCAUGCUAGCCGAGUGUCUGCUGACUGAGGUGCAAUGCCAGUCAAAGAGAUUAAGAAAGGGGGCCAAGCACCGAGGAGACUCGCUUUCACUUCUUGCUACCGAGGAUGAGGAAAGCAAUGAAAGCAGAAAUGUGUCCUCUACCAGCAGACUUCCCGCACCAGCACGGGUGCCAUCAGGAUUUUCCAGAGAGCAGAAGUGUGUCCUGAACAGAAUUGUGGAAGCUUAUCGUCGGUACAGAGCUCAUGAUGGCACUCGUUUCUGGGUGUCCCAGUGGUCCUGUUUACAAGACAGUGCUGAUCGUUUGACCGAUUUGACCCCUCUUGAAAUAGAAAGACUUCUGCAAUUCUCAAAGAGCAUACCUGGGUUUGAGCUCUUGGACAGUGCUGAUCAGAGCAUUCUUCUCUCCAGCUCAUCCGUGGAGGUCAUGUUCCUGCUCUUGGCUCAACAGUACACUGAGAAUCCGUCCCUGUACAGCUCAUCUCUGUAUCCUGGCAGUGCGGGUGACUCCACUCACAGCUGGGUGAAAACCUCACAGUCUAAGACUAGCAGUCAUGAGAUGCUGCUAAACUCAGGGAUGAGUGAGGAACUCUUGGGGCCAGUGCUGAAUUUCUUCCACAGUAUGGCAGCCAUCUCAGUGACGGAUACUGAAUACGCUCUUCUCGUUGCUACAUCAGUGCUGUGCUCAGACAGACCGUAUCUGCGUGCAAUGAGCUGUGUAGAGAACCUGCAGGAAUUUGUUCUGGAGCUGCUCUCUAAGGUGUGCAGGAAUUGGCAGGGUACGACUCACGGGUCAUGCCGUUUCGGCAGGCUGCUCGGUCGGCUAACAGAGCUGAGGACGCUGCACCACAACCACAUCACACUCCGGCCGCAGCAGAUCUGGGACAUGCAGCACUGAGACGCACCGCUCAGGAAGGACUACAUUGUCAGUUCCUGUGUUUAUAAACAUUCUGAAUAGGCGUGCUGGUGUAAGCACAGAAAACGUGGUGCUAGUCGUGAUUUGGCACAAACAAGGGGCUGGAUCAGUAUUCUUCCUCUGAUGGGUUUUAAGAAAAUGGACGUUUCAAAGAAACUUAUUUUUGAUAAUGUAUUUUUGAUAAUGUCCAAUUCAGCGCUAUACCCUUGUACAAACUUAUCUUGGCAUGGAGUUUCAUUUAUUUUUCACUAUAUUGGAGGCCUGAGAUAUAAAAUACAAUACAAAAAUAUACAAAGGUUUUUAUUGCUGUUGUCUGGUGUGUUAAUAUUACACUCAAGUCUGUUCAAAGUUCAUUUCAGACUUCUAACAGCAUUUUGGCACCAAAUGGUGAUGUAUAUCAAAUAAGAGAUUUAAAACUUUUAAAGGAGAGCCUAUACAUUUUUAAGCCCUCUGUCACUUGUGAAGUGAAUCAUAAGCAAGCCUAUUUCUCGAGCCUGACUGCACCCCGUCUGGCGAAACUACAGAUGUUUUUUUGAUGAAUUGCUUUUUUAUUAAAAAAAAUUUAGAUUCAAUAGCAGGACUGAUAGAUGAUAGAUAGAUGAUAAACCAUAGGUUUAUCCAAACAUGCCACCUCUGUAUGGAGAGUCAGUGACAGAUAGAAAUGCAAACAAAAUGGGAGACAAACAUGACAAUGGAAAAAGGCAUUCUGUCCACAAAUAAAAAUUGACAGUAUAACUCCUUAAGACCUGCUGUAAAUAUUCAAGUUAUUUUUUAGCAAAAAUUCUGAUAAGCUUGUUGAAACCAUGAUCGGAAUAGGAAACGUUAAGGGGACGUCCUUUCAUUAGAACGAGAAACACCUCCUACAGUGACACUAAGAAUUUACUCUGCUCUUCCAAAACCUGAGUACAGCUUAGGACUGUGAGUGGACAGUGAACAUGCUCCAGUGUGGCAUGACUCAAGACACUGAUAAAAAAAAGUGUUUUUCCAUUAAAAAAAGAAAAAAAAUAGGAGAUAAAAUCAACACUAUGCAGGCUUUGCUUUUCAUCGUGGUCCAUUUUCUGCUUCAUCUCUUCAUUUUCUGUUCCAUGUCCCCCCCCAACUGAGUGGCACUUCACUUCCAAAAGACAGUGCUGUGUGAA